AUGGCUCGGUGGCUCCUUCUGUCAGUUGCGUUACAGGCGCAAGGCUUUUACCUACCUGGAGUGGCUCCAACCGAAUAUUUGGAUGGGGAUCGCGUAGAUCUCAAAGUGAACAAGCUGACGUCGGUUAAGACCCAGCUUCCGUACAGAUACUACGUGCUUCCGUACUGUAUUCCCAAGGAAAUCCAUGUGGCUGCAGAGAAUUUGGGCGAAAUCCUGCUCGGUGAUUCAAUUGAGAACUCACUCUAUGACGUGAGGAUGAAGGUCAACGUCUCGUGUGCAAUGCUUUGUGAAAAGAUGCUGGGCGAAGAGGAAAAAGGCGCAUUCAAGCGCAUGAUCGAUCAUGAGUACCAGGUGAACUGGCUAGUGGACAACUUACCUGGUACCAUGAAGUACCAGAAGACGAGCACCGGCGCCACGUCGUACACCAACGGCUUUCCUGUUGGGCUGAAGGUCGAUGGCAGCUAUUUCGUCCACAACCACGUCCAGAUCGGGUUGUACUACCACUCCAACUCUGAAGAGUUUGAGGGCAGCAGGGUCGUUGGAUUUGAGGUAUUUCCAUUGAGUCUGCAGCAAGAGAAGAGGGGAGAUGGUAAACUGACUUGUGGUGACUUGGAUGAUCCCGUUCCACGCUUCGACUUGACAAAGGAGGUUAGCGUCAUCUACAGCUAUGAUGUUGUUUGGAUUCCGAGUCCAAUUCGUUGGGCAUCGCGAUGGGACAGCUACCUGAAGAUGCAUGAGGGUCAGAUUCAUUGGUUCUCCAUCAUCAACUCUCUGAUGAUAGUUCUCUUCCUUUCUGGCAUGGUGGCCAUGAUACUGUUGAGGACACUUCAUCGUGACAUAGCCAAAUACAACGACAUGGAAGCCGACGACCAGGGCGAGGAGACUGGUUGGAAGCUGGUUCAUGGAGAUGUGUUCAGAAAGCCGCCUCACUCGAAGGCACUAGCUGUGUCCGUCGGCUCGGGCGUCCAGCUCCUGGUUUGCUCUUGCGUGACACUGGUCUUCUCAGCUGUGGGUUUCUUGUCACCUGUUCAUCGUGGCUCCAUCCUCCAGGGGAUGUUGCUGCUUUUCACCUUCGCUGGUAUACUGGCAGGUUACACUUCGGCUCGCUUCUACAAGAUGUGGAAGGGCGAGGACUGGAAGAAGACGACCCUCCUCACAGCUUUGUUGUACCCAGGGACCGUCUUCAGUAUAUUCUUUGUGCUGGAUCUCUUCAUAUGGGGAACGCGAUCGUCCGGGGCCGUUCCCUUCACGACCAUGUUUGCCCUUCUGGUGCUAUGGUUUGGGAUUUCCGUGCCCUUGGUCUUCCUGGGAGCUUUUUUCGGCUACAAGAAGGCGCCCAUCUCGCUGCCCGUGCGGACGAACCAAAUCCCACGGCAGAUCCCUGUUCAACCCUGGUACAUCACUGGUGUAUUCUCCUGCCUGAUCGGCGGCGUGCUCCCGUUCGCUGGUGUCUUUACUGAGCUCUUCUUCAUCAUGUCCUCCAUCUGGCAGCACCAGUUUUACUAUCUCUUCGGCUUUCUCAUGCUGGUCCUGGUCAUCUUGAUCGUAACGUGCGCGGAGAUUUCCAUCACGCUCGUUUAUUUUCAGUUGACAAACGAGGCUCUCUAA
Symbiodinium sp. CCMP2592 is the source of this 1608-nucleotide messenger RNA. NCBI's taxonomy places the organism in Eukaryota, Dinophyceae, Suessiales, Symbiodiniaceae. The record is from the annotation of a GenBank genome assembly.